AAUGCUAAAUUUUCAUGCGUCUGAACUAGUGCAAUCAUGUGGUUCUCCUUUCAUGCAGAUAAAGCUUGUGAUUUCCACGGUACCGAGUAUCAGAUCCCUCUGAAGAAAUUUGUAAAAUGGGAGGAUCUUCAACAAAAGCUCUUGUUCACCAGAAGCUUUUACUUGUAUGGACGAUAGUGGUGGCAACGUUGAGCUCUUUCAGUGAUUCUAAAUGUGAUUUCGAGGCGAUCUUCAACUUCGGUGACUCGAAUUCAGAUACCGGCGGGUUUUGGGCAGCAUUUCCCGCACAGUCUGGACCGUUCGGCAUGACCUAUUUCAAGAAACCGACAGGUCGGGCUUCCGAUGGGAGGCUCAUUGUUGAUUUCUUGGCUCAAGCUCUAGGAUUGCCAUUCCUGAGUCCAUAUCUACAAUCGAUUGGAUCCGAUUAUAGACAUGGAGUAAACUUUGCGACAUUGGCAUCAACCGUGCUUUUGCCAAAUACUUCCUUGUUUGUUACCGGAAUCAGUCCAUUCUCUCUAGCUAUCCAGCUCAACCAAAUGAAGGCAUUCAAGACCCAAGUUGAAGAGUUUCAUCACUCCAACUUGGAUAAACAAGAACCCAAGAAACUUCCUUCCCCAGAUAUUUUUGGGAAAUCACUCUACAUGUUCUAUAUUGGUCAAAACGAUUUUACUUCGAAUUUAGCAGCCAUUGGUGUAGGAGGAGUGAGGCAAUAUCUUCCUCAGGUGGUCUCCCAAAUUGCUGGUACGGUCAGGGAGCUAUAUGCUUUAGGAGGGCGUGCAUUUCUGGUACUUAAUCUAGCACCAGUUGGUUGCUAUCCCUCGUUUCUGGUAGGGCUUCCCCGUUCUGAACUCGAUGCUUUUGGAUGCUCGAUUUCUUACAACAAUGCAGUACAAGACUACAACAACAUGCUUAAGGAGACGCUUGCACAAACAAGAGGCUCUCUCCCAAAUGCUUCUCUAAUAUAUGUGGACUCCUCAUCUGCUUUGCUAGAGCUCUUUAGACACCCCACAAUCCAUGGGCUCAAAUAUGGUACCAAAUCAUGUUGUGGGCAUGGAGGUGGUGCCUACAAUUAUGACCGUCAGGUUUAUUGUGGAAAUACAAAGGUGAUCAAUGGGAGCACUGUGACUGCAACAGCUUGUGAUGAUCCAUACAAUUAUGUAAGCUGGGAUGGAAUCCAUGCCACUGAAGCUGCAAACAAGCUUGUUACCUGGGCUAUUCUCAACGGCUCUUAUUUCGACCCACCUUUUCCUCUUCACCAACUUUGUGACCUCUACCCUAUAGGUUGAUCAUUGUUGGUCCAUAUUGUUCUUAUUAUUAAUUAGUUGGGUUUUUUUGGCUUUCUCUAUCCUUCUAUGACGGUCUUUCUUUUGUAUUUAAUGUUGGCUUUGGACCUUAUUAUAUAUUAAGCCAAUUGUCUUGACAUAGUUAAA
Molecule: messenger RNA, 1430 nt
Organism: Rosa chinensis
Lineage: Eukaryota; Viridiplantae; Streptophyta; Magnoliopsida; Rosales; Rosaceae
Product: GDSL esterase/lipase At4g01130
Exons: 5
Coding region: 117-1286 (389 amino acids)
Molecular function (GO): hydrolase activity, acting on ester bonds
Source: RefSeq, a predicted model, not a curated record